Messenger RNA from Rhodamnia argentea, 1703 nucleotides. Its product is annotated as probable WRKY transcription factor 15. Lineage: Eukaryota; Viridiplantae; Streptophyta; Magnoliopsida; Myrtales; Myrtaceae. The record is from RefSeq and is a predicted model, not a curated record. Gene Ontology annotation, molecular function: sequence-specific DNA binding; DNA-binding transcription factor activity. Bases 83 to 1141 code for a protein of 352 amino acids. Gene Ontology annotation, biological process: regulation of DNA-templated transcription. The transcript is spliced from 3 exons.
UUAUCAACAACUUCCUUCCCUUCCAUUCCCUUUCAGCUCUCUCACUCUCUCUGUCAUCUUGCAUUUUCAUGGUGUUGCUGCCAUGGCCGUGGAGCUCAUGCUGGGUUACCGGAACGACUCGACCUUCUCGGCCAAGAUGGAGGAGACCGCAGUGAAAGAGGCCGCCUCGGGCCUCGAGAGCGUAGAGAAGCUCAUCAAGCUCCUCUCCCACUCUCAGAAACGACACACGCAGGCCCCAGAAGCCCUCGACAAGCCCUUGGACCUGGACCGCCACUGCCGGGCCGUCGCCGAUGACGCCGUCUCCAAGUUCAAGAAGGUCAUCUCCCUCCUCGGCCACACCCGCACCGGCCACGCCCGGUUCCGGAGGGCCCCGGUCCUACGGGCCCCGGAGAAAUCGCCGAACCAGCACCCCCACCACCAGCACAAGAUUUACUACGCCACCCCGAUCCAGCAGAUCCCGCCGGCCCCGGCGCCGGCGCCGGCGCUCCCUCACGGCCACUACGGCGGCUCGGCCGUGAUCUCGAAGGGUAACGGGGUGAUCGGCGAGAGAAGGGACUCGUCGACGACGAUAAGCUUCUCGUACGCCCCCUCGGACGCUAGCAACCCGUUCGGGUCGUCGUUGACCGCCGACAAUAUCAACGGUAACGUUAACUAUAACAAUGUGAGCGAGCGUCAUGUUAUGAUGAAGCAGCAACAGUGCUCCUCCUCGUCGACUUUCCAGAUCACGAGCUCCUCCGUGAGCGGGAAGCCGCCGCUCUCGUCGUCGUCCUCUCUGAAGAGGAAGUGCAGCUCCGAGACCUUGGCCUCCGGCAAGUGCGCGUCCUCCUCCGGCCGGUGUCACUGCUCCAAGAAGAGGAAAUUGAGAUUGAAGAGGGUGGUGAGAGUCCCGGCGAUUAGCCUGAAGAUGGCGGAUAUUCCGCCGGAUGAGUACUCUUGGAGGAAGUACGGUCAGAAACCCAUCAAAGGCUCCCCUCAUCCUAGGGGAUACUACAAGUGCAGUAGCGUCAGAGGAUGCCCAGCGAGGAAGCACGUCGAGAGAGCGCUGGACGACCCGGCGAUGCUCGUCGUCACCUACGAGGGAGAGCACAACCACGCUCUCUCCGUGGCCGAUUCGACCAGCCACAUCCUCGAGUCCUCCUAGAGGCCUCAUUCCUCAAAGGGAAAAAAGGUACAAUGCUGCCCAAUACAAGAAGCAAUCUAAACGACGAGGCCUAAUCAAGUCGAUCUGGAAUCCGUGCUAAUUUAUAUGGUACAGCUGAUGUGCACCGUCUUUCUUUCCCGCUGCCCCGCUUGCAAGAUGGACGUGGCCCCCUGAUGUUAGAUGCGGUUAUUCGAAGAUGAAAUUAUCGCAUCGGAAUAUCGACGCUUCGAGGGGUCUACUUUAGCGGAUCUUUUAAUCCGUCGAAAAAAUCGAGUGGAAAAGAAAAAAAAAAAUGAAACCCAUGAAAAAGGAAAAGGUCAUAAAAAUCUCGAAGGAGAGGGACUGGUGGGUUUAAUUAGAUUAGUUGAAUCAGUGCAGAUUUUUCCAAUUUCAUUGUACAAUGUCUGAGCUAAAGUCAAAUUUCUCUUGAGCAAUGUGUAACGACCGAUGAGGAUGAUGAUGAUGAUGAUGAUAAGCAUUUGAAAAAGAAGAUGGUGGGUCUGGUCAAACGUUUCCCAAAAUUUGCAAAUUAAAGAAAAAGAAAGUGGGGGGUGCGUUCUUU